AUGGAUACGCCCCUGGAUAUGGACCUGGGCAUGAAUCUGGGCAUGGACUUGGACAUGGUCAUGGACAUGGACAGGGUCAUGGACAUGGACAGGGUCAUGGACAUGGAGGAGAGCUUUUAUACAAAAGGUUUACUGGACCAAAAGUCUAAAUCCACAGGUUUUCCAGGUGGGGCCCAUUUCUCCGCAGAAACCGGCCAAAAGAAGCACGAAGACCACUAUUCUAGCCACGGCGGCCAAAGGAAAAAGGGGUACAAAUCCAACCACCACCACGACGUAGCGGACCACCAAAACCACGGUAAGGUCCACGAUGCAGGCCACGUCGCGGAAAAGGGCGGCCACGAGCACAGUAACCACGACGAAGCCGGCCACUACAAAGAUUUCCAUGACAGCAAAAAGGGCCACAAAGCGGCUAAAUUCGGAGAGAAGAAGGGCCACAAGAGGGGUCACAAAACCAAGGGGUUCCACAACAAAUUCCACAAGGACGAGUACCACAAGGAGCAUAGAUUUUACGACGACUACCACAAGAGUGGUCACCACAGUAAGCAUGGCGAUUUCCACGGUCACCAUGAGAAGAAAGAGGGUGAUUACAAGAAAGGAGGUAGUCACAAGUCUGGACACGAAAAGGAAGAAUCCGGGAAGAAGGGUCACUCAGAUCAUGGAAAGGUGGAGGAAGAACACAAAGGUUUCAAAGCAGACGAUGGUCACGAACGCCACCACGACAAACACAAGGAGUUUAAGAAGGAGGGAGGUGAACAUGGAGGAAAAGAAUACGGCUUCAAAGGAAGUCACAAGCACUAA
Anoplophora glabripennis (Asian longhorned beetle) is the source of this 798-nucleotide messenger RNA. Its product is annotated as histidine-rich glycoprotein-like. NCBI's taxonomy places the organism in Eukaryota, Metazoa, Arthropoda, Insecta, Coleoptera, Cerambycidae. The record is from RefSeq and is a predicted model, not a curated record. The transcript is spliced from 3 exons. Bases 1 to 798 code for a protein of 265 amino acids.